AUGAAGGUUGAAAAUCCACCAGAAGACAAGAGGACAGAACAGCUCAAAGCAGAGCCUGUGCAGCAGAAAACCAAGGGGGAGGCAGAGGAGGAAGGGGAGAAAACGGAAGAAAAAGAGGGUCUCUUUGAGUUCUUCAGCUCCUACCAGGACCUUUUCCAGUUCUUUUGUAACAACACCACCAUCCAUGGAGCCAUCCGGCUGGUUUGCUCUAAGAAGAACAAGAUGAAGACUGCCUUCUGGUCGGUACUCUUUUUCUUCACCUUUGGCCUCAUGUACUGGCAGUUUGGAAUUAUCUAUAGAGAGUACUUCAGCUUUCCUGUCAGCCUGAAGCUGAACUUCGCUUCUGAUGGGCUUACCUUCCCUGCUGUCACCCUGUGCACUCUCAAUCCUUAUAGGUAUAGCGGUCUUCAGAAGUUGCUGGAAGACCUGGAUGAUAUGACCCGCGAACAGCUGAUGACGCUGUACAAAUACAACAUGACCCAGGGGCAGAGUAACCAGGCGACUCAGCCCUCCCGGAAGCGCAGCACCAGAAGCUUGCACCUUCACAUCCAGCGCCACACUUUGCAAAGAUGUAAGCGUGACAGCCGAGCCAGCAUGAAGGACAGCAAUCCCCAAGUAGACAAGGAUGACUGGAAAAUUGCUUUUGUCGUGUGUAAUGAAAACAAUACCGACUGUUUCCGCCAAAUGUACUCCUCAGGGGUGGACGCUGUCCGGGAAUGGUACAGCUUCCAUUACAUCAACAUCCUAGCAAGGAUUCCUGACACCAAAGCCUUAGAUGAGUCCAACUUUGCCAGCUUCAUCUAUUCCUGCCGUUUCAAUGAGGCGACCUGUACCAAAGCGUGAGUCCCAAAGUAACUGCUGCUUACUGGCUGCCGUCCUCCUUUAUUCCAACCUAGUUUUCACAA
Varanus komodoensis (Komodo dragon) is the source of this 905-nucleotide messenger RNA. Its product is annotated as amiloride-sensitive sodium channel subunit alpha-like. Gene Ontology annotation, molecular function: ligand-gated sodium channel activity. The transcript has 3 exons. The coding region runs from base 1 to 843 and encodes 280 amino acids. Gene Ontology annotation, biological process: sodium ion transmembrane transport. NCBI's taxonomy places the organism in Eukaryota, Metazoa, Chordata, Lepidosauria, Squamata, Varanidae. Gene Ontology annotation, cellular component: membrane. The record is from RefSeq and is a predicted model, not a curated record.